Messenger RNA from Cucurbita maxima (winter squash), 2286 nucleotides. RefSeq names its product putative E3 ubiquitin-protein ligase RING1a. The transcript is spliced from 11 exons. The coding region runs from base 893 to 1969 and encodes 358 amino acids. NCBI's taxonomy places the organism in Eukaryota, Viridiplantae, Streptophyta, Magnoliopsida, Cucurbitales, Cucurbitaceae. The record is from RefSeq and is a predicted model, not a curated record.
CGCGCUUACGAGGCUGACGAUGUUCAGCUUUUGCCGCUACUCCAUGCUAGCUUCAAUGAACGUUCUGAAGAUGGAGAAUCUGAGGGUACGCUUCUUUUUCUGCUCAGAACCCUAAAUUUCGACGAUGUGACCCAGUGGUUGAGAAUCCGAUCGAUGCCCUUCGUCCAGUCAAGGAGAUAUGGAUGAGUAUGUUCCGUUUAUGAGCUCUGUUUUUGGUUUGGUUCUUUUUGUUCGUCGUGCUGUUCCUUUUUACUCUAUUUGUUCUUUUGAUUUAUUUCGUCUGCUUGAUUAUGGAAUAAUUUGGUGCGUAACUGCUUGGGAUUGAUUUGGGAGGUUUGCUUCGCGGUAGUGUUCAUUAAGUUCUUGCUGCGAGCGUAUUAGAAUACGAGUUGUGUAGGUUUCACGUGCUGAGGCUUACGUCGAUUUUACUCCUGCGCCGGAGUUUUCUCUAUUUCUAGUUUUGAGUUUCCUUUCCGAUUAAGGGUAGUGGAAUUGAGGGCUGGAUCUUGUGCGCGGGGUGGAUUUUCUUGGUCGUGUACGCAAUCAGUGUUUUUGGAUACGCUACGAGCUGCUGCUGUUGGAUGGCUUACUAUAACUGGUUCCCGCCAUUGAUUGCUGAAUCCAAUUUGACGAAAACUACAAGAAGUUAACGAAUGGAAACCCGAAGUUUCGAAAAGAACGGUAGUUACCAGAUUUUGGGCAACUUGGGUGGUACUCUUGCGCUAGCGCGAUGAAAGAACCAUUUGGGUUGUGUUUUUGAAUCUAUAUGCUGAACCGAAAGUUGUUUAUCGGUUCUUUAGUUGCAUGAUUUAUAGCCGUGAAAUUGUCUGACAUCCGGAGAGAAGUACAAUGUCCUAUCUGCUUAGGAAUCAUCAGAAAAACUAGAACCGUGAUGGAAUGCCUGCACCGUUUCUGCAGGGAAUGCAUUGACAAAUCGAUGCGUCUAGGUAACAAUGAAUGCCCUGCUUGCCGCACUCAUUGUGCCAGUCGACGCUCUUUGAGAGAUGACCCAAAUUAUGAUACCUUGAUUGCUGUGUUAUAUCCAGAUAUUGACAAAUAUGAGGAAGAGGAAUUGGCUUUCCAAGAAGAAGAGAAAGCUCGCAAUAAGCAGAUCCAAGCUUCCAUUGCUCAGAUACUUCAACAACAAACUGAAGCUUUGGGUAGAAAACGUCCUAAACCUUCAAGGAGAUGGAGUUCUAGAGGACGAAAAAACUUCCAGAAUCAUAUUGAGAGUCUAGGCUUUGAUGAAAACGAGGAUGAAAAUGAUUAUGAUGUAAGCAAAAAUUCAUCUUCUGCUGACGAGCGAAUGGACACACGACCUAAAAGAUCCAGGAGAGGAUGUCCUGUUAGAUUUUCCUUGUCUUCUUCAGCUACAGGGGCUGACGGGGCAGAUGAUGGUGGUAAUGGAAAUGAUUAUGAAGUGAACAAAGAAUCAGUUGGUGCAUCUACGGGGCUUGUUGGUAGCUCAGAAAGACUUUCAUGGGGCAAAGGUGGAAUAAGAAGUCACACUAGAUAUGGGGGUACUAAUGGAGGGACCGGUAAAAUCUCCAGGACUAACCGCCACACAAAGCUGUCAGAUUAUGUUCGAAACACGGAAAAUAUCAGCGAAGAGUUGGACGUCCACCUUAUGCUCGUUUCCAUGGAUGAAAAUAGAAUACCCGCAUUGCAAAGACCAUUCCUUUGCUGCAGGCCUUCAGUGACGAUUGGACACUUAAGUCAAUAUGUUGCUCUCAAGACUGCGCUUUCCUUCGAUGUCGUUGAAAUGUACAUGGUGAAAGAGCUGCAAAUGAAACUCAAUCCUUCAACCUCGAGAACUCCUAUGGACCCAUGUAAAGAUAGUGUACAGAUAUUAAACGAGCAAGAAACGCUGUCGAUGGUCAAACUCAAAACGCACUGUCUAGCUUGUGGCUAUCUGCUUUUGGCAUAUCAGAUAAAGGGCUACAGUUCUACUGAAGACGAACUUAUUUAGCUAAGGAGAAAAAGAGCCAUCAAAUCUCUGCAUGCAGACAUGCUUAUGCUUACUAGCGAUUCAUAUUAGGAAUGAAGAUGUAAGUAAUUUCCGUACAUGUACCAAUGUGUUGUCUUUCUUCCCCUUCCGAAUGUGUUAUCUAACCCCCUCCAUUAGUUUCUUCUUAUUGGUUUCCCCCCCUUUACCUGUAAUUGAUGCGCCUGGAAGGAGUGCAAUUUUCACAAAUCGAUGGAUUGACAUAGCUUAGCUUAGUGGUUGAAACACUAAUUAUCAGAAAUCUAUCUCAAUUCAGAUCUGGUCUUGAUAAUUUAUUGUAA